Molecule: messenger RNA, 1585 nt
Organism: Cyprinodon variegatus (sheepshead minnow)
Lineage: Eukaryota; Metazoa; Chordata; Actinopteri; Cyprinodontiformes; Cyprinodontidae
Gene: irx1a
Product: iroquois-class homeodomain protein irx-1-like
Exons: 4
Coding region: 43-1533 (496 amino acids)
Biological process (GO): cell development; regulation of transcription by RNA polymerase II; neuron differentiation
Cellular component (GO): nucleus
Molecular function (GO): RNA polymerase II cis-regulatory region sequence-specific DNA binding; DNA-binding transcription factor activity, RNA polymerase II-specific
Source: RefSeq, a predicted model, not a curated record
CUGUGAGACAAAAUUAAAAAAAAAAGAAUCCGGCGGUUGGAAAUGUCUUUCCCGCAGUUAGGCUAUCCGCAGUAUCUAAGUGCCUCCCAGGCGGUGUACGGGAGCGACAGACCGGGAGUGCUUACGCCAUCAUCACGGGGAGGAAGCUCGGAAAUUGGUGGAAGUCCGUCAGCUACGGCGGCUGCGGCCGUCACAUCGGUCCUGGGCAUGUACGCAAACCCGUACGCGCACAACUACAGCGCGUUCCUGCCGUACACCAGCGCAGACCUGGCUCUCUUCUCACAAAUGGGGUCGCAGUAUGAGCUUAAGGACAGCCCUGGCGUGCAUCCGGCCACCUUCGCAGCACACACGUCCCCAGCCUUUUACCCAUACGGCCAGUUCCAGUAUGGAGACCCUGCCAGACCCAAGAACGCCACCCGGGAGAGCACCAGCACACUGAAAGCCUGGCUCAAUGAGCACAGGAAGAACCCAUACCCAACUAAAGGGGAGAAGAUCAUGCUGGCCAUCAUCACCAAGAUGACACUGACCCAGGUUUCCACCUGGUUUGCCAAUGCUAGGAGGAGGUUAAAGAAGGAGAACAAGGUGACCUGGGGGAACAGGAGCAAGGAGGAUGGGGAAGACGGGAACCUGUUUGGUAGUGGAGACGAGGCCGAGAAAAACGAAGACGAGGAGGAGAUCGAUUUGGAGAGCAUAGAUAUAGACAAGAUAGACGAGAACGAUGGGGAUCAAAGUAAUGAGGACGAUGACGAUAAGUCCACGGAGGGGAGCAGGGAGCACAGGGGAGGCGUUGGCGCACCUGGAGACUUGGACAGCUUGGAAAAAAGACGGGCCUUCGCCCUGCAGGCCCACGAGGCCUUUGAGAAAUCUAAGAGUGCAAUGUCAGUUCACACUGGGGGCAAGGAGAACUCGGACGGCAAUAACAACACAAGGGUUGUGUCCCCCGACAGACCUGGGAGUUUCCCCCUCCCCUCUAACAAUAAACCCAAAAUCUGGUCUCUGGCGGAGACCGCCACCAGCCCCGACAGUUCAUCCCAGAAACCUUCCUCCCCAUGUGCACCAGGGAGCAACACUUCUCACCCAUCAGCGCCUCAUCACCAGAUCCAAACCCACCCGGCCUUCCUCCCAAGUCAUGGACUGUACACAUGCCAGAUUGGAAAGUUCCACAAUUGGACAAACGGGGCCUUCCUGGGCCAGAACUCCCUGCUGAAUGUCAGAUCUUUCCUGGGAGUAAACCAACACCAUCACCACCACCCCAGCAACCAUCCUCUGUCGGCCCAGCAACAGCAGCAACAACAACAGCCUGCAUCAGUAGUAGUGUCACCGGUUGCAGCUUCAGCGCCCAGCAACGACAGCAAGUCCCCAGCAGACACCCACAGUCCCAAACACAUAGAGCACGAAAGAUCUGAUUCACCUCCAACACAGACCCUGAAGUCCUCAUUUCGUCCUAUUCUUGACAGAUCCUCAAUGCCUUCCAGCGCCAGGAGUCCCCAAGACGCCACGCAACGUGUCCUCACCGCUCUCUCCUCGGCUUGAUCCAGACAUUUUAUUUCUUUUCCCAUUCUUGAAAAAAAAAAAAAGAAAGAAA